Sebastes umbrosus (honeycomb rockfish) is the source of this 2451-nucleotide messenger RNA. It is a transcript of the gene c4h15orf61, whose product is annotated as chromosome 4 C15orf61 homolog. Bases 1526 to 1996 code for a protein of 156 amino acids. The transcript is spliced from 3 exons. The record is from RefSeq and is a predicted model, not a curated record. NCBI's taxonomy places the organism in Eukaryota, Metazoa, Chordata, Actinopteri, Perciformes, Sebastidae.
AUGACUGUUGAGAACAAGAUGCCAGCGGUGGAGGCAAACCUGCUGCUUAGACAGCUGCUUCACCAAUAAACUCCGAGUUAAGCCAUCAUGCCUUUGCCAGCUUUGAUGUCAAAUUACACUGUGAACACUGGAGAUGAAUCAAUGUUGAUCAAACACAGAUAGCUGAAUUAAUUCCUGAUAAAACAUUGUCAGAAUCUGUCAUGAACCUUUAUAAUAAAUGGUUUUGUAAUCUGUUUUAAUUGCUUGAAUAUAAUUAAAUAUUGGAAAAUGACAGCUAUUAAAGAAACACAGUAAACUAUGCACAAGGUAAUUCCACUGGGGAAUAAUAGGCUUCAUUCAUGAAUUCAUCAAGUAUUCAUACAUUCAAAUGAUAUAAAGAUGUUUUAUUUUGUGUUGGAAACUACAGAUUAAUCUUGCUUUAACUAGUGUGCCAUCGAAUUACUAUACACUGCAUAGUAUCUUGACUUUGUGUCCAGAUGUAUACAACAUAGAUGUGUGUGUUGUUAAGUGUUAUUGUUUAGUGAGAUGUUUCAUAAUGACAUUGUCUCUGCGAACCUGUGGCCACACAUGAUUUUGGUUGGUUGAUGAGAAAAUGAUUGGUACUGGCUGUAAUUUGGUCGCCAAAGGACUCUUCUGUAAGUUGACAAUAUUUAUUUCUUUAUCAUACAGUAAAUUGUGAAGUAUAAUAUACUAAUGUUUUCGGAAAGGCAGUAUUCUGUUGUUGACAUUUUACAAAAUGAUAUGUGAACUUGCCAGUGUUGUAGGCUGUUCAUAAUUAUUCAUUAUUGUGAUUUGUGAUCGUUUUCUGACUCCAUGCUUUACAUUUAACUAGUACUGCAAAUUAGUCACUAAUGUCAAGAUUGCAAAUAGAUAUUUUAUAAUAAAUAUACACAUGUGCAGCAAGGAUGUAUGUGUUGUUUUAUUUGAUCCAGGUCCUGAUGAGGUGACAUUUGGGCAGGAAGGUUAAAAGCAGAGACUUUGCCUGGAUGUCACUGCUUCCCCUUCACCUCUACAUCCAGAGAACGGCACAACACCUGAAGUGGCUUUUCUCCGGGGUGGCCUGCUGGUGUGAGAAUAGUGCGAGCUGAACGUUGAAGAGGAACAACUGCGCAUGCUGCGUUUCCAACCGGAUGACUUUAGCAGGAGCACCAGGUCAGAGCUAACGCUACACAGCACGUCAACACAGAGAGCUGCUCUCUGCACACAUCUCUCAGCUGGUUAAGAUAAACUGUAUGUGUGUUCAGCAUGUGUAACUGGACGAGUAGUUUAUAUGAGUAGAGGAAUAUCUUUAACAUAAUAACUUGUUUAGCUCACAAACAGGAGCUGUCUUUGUUUACUAACCUUAGUUAGCCCACGUGUGUUGAAGGACGUGGAGAAACAGCAUGUUUUGCUGUUGUGCAUCAGCUGAUUGAUCUCAGGCUGUAGUCAGAUCUCUGUCUGUGAGUGAUUGAUACUUUACAUGCAGUUUAGGUGAUAAAAACACAAACAGCAGCAAAAAGGUGAAUCUGCUUUUUUUGCACAAGUCAUGAAGGAGUUUCUGAGGAAGACGCACAACAUCUUCCUAAAGGUCGUCUUGUUUCCGAGCACGUUUGGCCGGACCGGCCCGCGGCCAGCUGCCUCAGAGGUGUUGACCUGCCACCUGCUGCAGCGUAAACUCCCACCAUGGACUUCCUUCUGUGUCCGCUACAGCUCCGUCCACAACGACCAGUUUGGACUGUCCAACUUCAACUGGAGCGUCCAGGGAUCCAACUAUCAAAUACUGAGGACAGGCUGCUUCCCCUUUAUUAAAUACCACUGUAGCAAAGCGCCUCCGCAGAACCUGGACUUUGAGGACAAGUUUUUCACCGUGUUGAAAGUUCUUAAUCUAGGCAUCCCUUGUUUGGCCUAUGGCAUCGGUUGCUGGAUGGUGGUGGGAGCUGCAGAAAAGGUGCAGACAAGUGUUGGACCUGUCACCGUCUAUUUCGCCUACAAAGAAGAUGAAGGCGCUCAGUACUAAACCGUGAACAAAACACUACUUUGAGUGUGUUUUCAAGAGCCUCUCGUCUGCCAGGCUGCUGUAUUUACAACAGUUCCCCAGGUGAUUUUCAGGCGGACCUAUUGACUCAAGUGCCAUCUUGUGUCACUAGUGCUCUUGUUGUCUGACUGCACAGGGUCAUUUGUGUUUAAUUAUUUAAGAUUUAAAAGUUGCAGUGGAGGAGUCAGUUAUGCAUGUUAUUACACUGACAUACAAUACUAAAACUGACAGUGUUUGUUCGGAAAGGUAACUUUCCAUUAAAAUUGAAUGGAAAGUUUAGGAUUUCUCAAAGAAUAGACUGUUUGACACCAAACCUUUUCCUGGAUGUUUUCACAGUGAUGAUUGUGUACGCUGUAUCAGCCUCCAGUGCAUAUGUCUUCAGAGUCAAUACGUUGUAAAAGUCUAUUUUUGCAACAUAUUAAAGUGUACAAAAUGAC